Molecule: messenger RNA, 1011 nt
Organism: Anastrepha obliqua
Lineage: Eukaryota; Metazoa; Arthropoda; Insecta; Diptera; Tephritidae
Product: huntingtin-interacting protein 1-like
Exons: 3
Coding region: 55-921 (288 amino acids)
Biological process (GO): endocytosis; clathrin coat assembly; actin filament organization
Cellular component (GO): clathrin-coated vesicle; actin cortical patch
Molecular function (GO): phosphatidylinositol-3,5-bisphosphate binding; actin filament binding; clathrin-cargo adaptor activity
Source: RefSeq, a predicted model, not a curated record
UUAAGUUUGAACGGCAAAUUUUGUAGGCGGUGUUAAAAUUUCCCUCACUACCAAAUGGAGCUCUCGCACAAAGAACGUUCAGAAAUGAAAAAGCACAUCAAGAAAGUGCUUAGCGCUAAGGGAAAACCCUUUGAUGGGCUGCGCGCACGCACCGUUGUGCUGCUCACACAUAGAACUGACGGCGCCCAAACUUUCAUGAAAAUGACUCAUAAUGAGCUUUUGCACACCAAUCGCUUCACCGCUUGGAAAUAUUGCAAUCUAAUGCAUAAGGCAAUGCGUUUCGGUUCACCGCAAAUACUCAAAAUGAUGCAGAGCACACAACAGCGCCAAGAAAUUUAUAAUCUAGCCAAUUAUUGGGCACUACAAACGGAUGCGUUAGAUGUGUGCAUCGUGCGGUAUCUAAAGUUGUUACAAUGCAAAGCGUAUUUUCACUACAAUUAUACCUUCUUCAAUGGCGCAUUGGAGGCUGAAAUAACCAAGGAAUGGGAUGUGAAUUUAUGCUUUCAGCUAUGCACCGAUAUCUUUGAUUAUUUGGAUAAUUUGUUGUCGUUGCAGCAUUCCAUUUUCGCCGGUCUGACAUUGCAACAACUCUCUGCUAUAACACCUCAAAUACAAUGUCGGCUGCAACCGCUCAUCAAUGUUGCGGCAGAAUGCAGCAUUUUGUAUGAUCAAGCGGUGAAUGCGAUGGGAGCAGUUUGUGCCAAAUUGCCGCCUAUCGACGUAAUUGGUUUGCGUAAUCGUUUCAAUGCACUCUAUCAGCAAUUGCAUGGAUUCUAUUGUGCAUUACAACAGGUGAAAAUUAUACUCAAAAUGGAAUAUGUGCCGGAGUUAUCUGCAGCUGUGCCGGAUUUCUAUGGAUAUAGUAACAGUUGUACUGUAUGCAGUAGCCAACCAACGGCACCUCCGUUAGGGGAGUUGUAGUAGUAAUGGGAAUGCAGAGGAGUUAGAGAGUAAGCAAGAGGGAAGUGAGAGAGCGCAUGAGAGGAGGAGCGAGAGAAAGAGAGAAGGAGA